This is a messenger RNA of Penicillium samsonianum, 1476 nucleotides long. RefSeq names its product DNA topoisomerase type IA domain 2. Gene Ontology annotation, molecular function: DNA binding; DNA topoisomerase type I (single strand cut, ATP-independent) activity. The record is from RefSeq and is a predicted model, not a curated record. Gene Ontology annotation, biological process: DNA topological change. The coding region runs from base 1 to 1476 and encodes 491 amino acids. The transcript has 7 exons. Gene Ontology annotation, cellular component: nucleus. Lineage: Eukaryota; Fungi; Ascomycota; Eurotiomycetes; Eurotiales; Aspergillaceae.
AUGGCUCGCAAAAUCCUAUGUGUGGCUGAGAAGCCUGCCAUUGCUCGCGCAGUGGCCACUCACUUAUCCGGAGGUGCUUUUCAAACACAUGCGAUUCGUGGGAAUCAAUAUGUGAAGAACUAUGAAUUUGAAUUCAAUUUUGGUGGUGCCUGGGGCAACUGCUCGGUCACCAUGACCAGCGUAGUGGGCCAUCUGACUGGCUUAGACUUUGACCGUCAGUACAAAGGCUGGAUGUCCUGCCCUCCAGGAUCAUUAUUCGAGGCUCCUGUGCAAGAGACUGUUGAUAAGGACAAGCUACCAAUUGCGGAUAACAUCCGGAAUCAAGCCAAGUAUGCGAAAGCACUAUUUAUUUGGACUGAUUGUGAUCGCGAAGGUGAGCAUAUCGGUUCCGAGGUCCGUAAUCAGGCAAUAGCAGGAAAUGCUCGGAUCGAGGUUAAGCGAGCCAAGUUCAGCAACACGGAAAGCGCCCAUGUUCGUCGGGCUGCUCUAGAACCAGUCAAUCUCGACGAAUAUCAGGCCAGUGCUGUAGCUGCCAGAAUUGAGUUGGAUCUUCGAAUCGGCGCUGCAUUCACCCGCCUACAGACUCUACAACUACAAACAGUGGUGGCAGCCUUGAAGGAAAAGGUCAUUAGCUAUGGAUCCUGCCAAUUUCCUACUUUGGGAUUCGUUGUCGACCGAUACUUGAGAGUCAAAAAUUUCAAGCCAGAAGUAUUUUGGGGCAUCAAGGUCAUACUCAGCCGCGAAGGCAAAAAGGUCAACUUUCUCUGGAAGCGGGUACAUUUAUUUGACCGAGCAGUUGUUACGAUGAUGUUAGAGCGGUGUUUGGUUGCAAAACAAGCCAAAGUCACCAAAGUGAACCAGAAGCCUACAAGCAAAUGGCGGCCGUUGCCCUUGACCACGGUAGACCUACAGAUGAUGGGCAGUCGAUUUCUUCGUUUGGACAGUCAAACUAUUAUGAAGGUAGCAGAAGCACUUUACACCAAGGGAUUCAUCAGCUAUCCCAGAACUGAGACAGACCAGUUUGACAAAGCAAUCGACCUGAAGAAAUUGGUCGAAAAGCAAUACCCCGACACCUCGUGGGGUCAAUACGCUCGAGAACUUAUUGAUGGCAAGUUCAGGACUCCUCGCUCUGGUCGCCACAAUGACAAGGCCCAUCCACCUAUUCAUCCUGUCAGCUGGGUUUCACCGAAUCAAUUGAAUGCCAAUGAAAAGAAGGUCUAUGAAUUUGUUGCCCGUCGAUUCCUCGCCUGCUGUUCUGAUGAUGCGAAGGGCCAGAGCACAGAGGUUGAAAUUCAAUAUGGCGACGAAUUUUUCCACACCAAUGGUCUUAUCGUGUUGGAGAGAAACUACUUGGAUGUAUACGUCUACGAUAAGUGGGAAAGCAGCCAGCAACUUCCCAACUUUGAACGGGGGAGCUCUUUGAGCCCACAGAAGCCAAUAUUUUCGAAGGCAAAACAACUGCUCCGAACUAUCUGA